Corvus hawaiiensis (hawaiian crow) is the source of this 2779-nucleotide messenger RNA. It is a transcript of the gene TAMALIN, whose product is annotated as trafficking regulator and scaffold protein tamalin. Lineage: Eukaryota; Metazoa; Chordata; Aves; Passeriformes; Corvidae. Bases 1523 to 2404 code for a protein of 293 amino acids. Gene Ontology annotation, biological process: signal transduction. The transcript is spliced from 7 exons. Gene Ontology annotation, molecular function: protein binding. The record is from RefSeq and is a predicted model, not a curated record. Gene Ontology annotation, cellular component: plasma membrane.
CCGUCUUCUCCUGAGCUCUUGUCCCGCCCCGAGGUCUCCCUGUACUGCCCCGGGGGCCCGCCUAAGCUUUCGUCGUGUCCCCAUCCCGCCCCGGUGUCCCGAUCCUGCCCCGGUGACCGCCCCCAGCCUCUUGUCCUGCCCCAGCAUCUCCUCACCCUGUCCCAUCCUGCCGCAGCAUCUUCCCAGUGUCCCCGUCCCGCUCCAUAUUGUCCCCCCCAGGCGUCACAUCCUGUCCUGGAUCCUCCCCACGUCGUGCCCCGGUAUUACCCCUGUACCCCCACCCUGGCUUUUCCCCCAAGCCCCACGUCCUGUUCAGGUCCCUCCCCACGUUCUCUCAGGUGUCUUCCCUUGCCCCUUCCCAGUGUCCCCCCAGGCCCCACGUCCUGUCCUGAUCCCUCUCCAUGUCCUGCCCUGCAGCUUUCAGGGCGCAGGGCCAGACCCCCACCCCAGUGUACGUGGCUCUGUCACUGGGACAGGGGUGACCCCACGGCCCCUCUGGGACUGUGUCCUGUGAGAAGGGCAAGGGGACAGGUCACAGGGUACCCCGGGUCUGGUUUGGUGGAACACGGGGCCCCUAGGAAAGCCCCUCUGUGGUGGCGCUGGGACUGACACCGCCCUGGCGCUCCCCCCGGCCCCGUGGUGCUUCCUGAGUGUUGUGGGGAAGCGAGAGCAGAGCCGACAUCCGGAGCAGAAGUGGCCUCACGGCUGCACUGCCACAGCCCAGAUAUGCAUGGUGGCCCAGCUCCCACUCAUCGGCCAAGGCCACCACAAGACAUGUCCCUGAGGGGUCCAGGACAUUCCCACGUCUCCUUCCCGUCUCUGUGGUGACGUGGGGCCCAACGUGACAGGCAGCAACUUUCCCUAUGGUGAACACACCCAAUUCUGGUUGUUCUGCACCCAUGGAUGUGUUUGGGAUGGUCCGUCACUAUCUGGUGACACCCGCGGGGCUGGUGACACCCGUGUGGCAGAGCACAGAGGGAACCGCCGGCACCCGGCUGCCACCAAGACGUGCCAUGUGCUGCUCUCAAAGGGCAGCUUAUGGUGUCACUGCCUGCACUGGGAGCCCAGCAGCCACAGAGGGGCAUUUGGGGACAGCCCUGUCACCUCCUGCCCUGCGGUGAGGGUCCUGUCUUGCCCGGCCAGUCCCUCCACCCGCCCACGCCUCUGCGCCUGCCACAACGGGGACAUUGUCUGGGCCGGGGGGGGGUGGAUUUUGCAUGAAAAAACCCGACUUUGUGACCACAACAGGGCCUCUCUGUGCCGGGGCCCCUCCGAGCGUGGCGUGGGGUGGGUGCGGCGCAGUUGACGUCAAAGCGUGGGGCGAGCGCAGGGCAGCUCUGAGGGUGCCUUUGAGCACCGAUCAAAGCCCCGUUAUGCCCAGCCAGCCGGGGGGCACCCGGGUGCUGGUUCGGUGCCGCCUUGGCACGGUGCUCCCCCAGGGUUUGGUGCUGUCCUGGUGGGACACCCUGUUUUGGCUGUCCCUGGAGGAGGGGGGGGAUGUCCCCUCGGGCGUUCCCCGCUGAUGGCUCUUCCUUUGCCGCAGGACGCAGGGUUCAAGUGGGCAUCCCCGAGCCAGUCCCCGGAGGAGCACAGAAGGGUGGUGACGCUAGAGAAGAAGGCAGAGGAGUCUUUCGGCUUCGAGAUCCAGACCUACGGGCUGCACCACCAGGACAGGAACAGCGUGGAGAUGUUCACCUUCGUGUGCCGCGUGCACGGCGGGAGCCCGGCCGAGGCCGCGGGGCUCAAGGCUGGGGACACAAUCACGGGGGUGAACGGGCUGAACGUGGAGGGCAUCCGGCACCGCGAGAUCGUGGAGAUCAUCAAGAGCUCAGGCAAUGUACUCCGGCUCGACACGCUCUAUGGGACGUCCAUCCGGAGGGCCGAGCUGGAGGCCCGGCUGCAGUACCUGAAGCAAACCCUCUACGAGAAGUGGGGGGAGUUUCGCUCGCUGAUGGUGCAGGAGCAGCGGCUGGUGCGGGGUGUGGUGGCCAAGGACCCCAGCAUCUACGACACGCUGGAGUCCAUCCGCUGGUGCCUGCAGGGGGAGGGACUGCCGGGGGGCUCCUCCCGUGCCAGCGGCAGCGAUGACUCCCUGUACCAGACCUGCGUCUUCGCCUCCUCCAGCUCCUUGGAUGGGGACAAGGAUGGGAACAAGGACAAGGAUGAGGACAGCGGGGGUCCUGCGCCCCCCCCACCGCGCCCCCGACCUGCCCUGGCCCGCAGCGCCAGCCUCAAGUGUGCAGGGGGCCCGGGGGCUGCGGGGAGGCUUUGGGCCCGGGCCGGGGACCCCGGGGAGGGAGCGGCCGCUCCCCGCAAGGGCCGACACAGCAGCUUCCGCCGGCGGCUGCUCAAGUUCAUCCCGGGUCUGAACCGGGCGCUGGAGGAGGAGGAGAGUCACCUCUAGCCGGCGGCCCCCGGCCCCCCAGGACUAUUCACUUAUUUAUUGCGAGGAGCUUCAUUCCCCCGGCCCCCAUCCCUGGGGGCUGCAGGAAGGAGGUUUGGGUUGGCCCCAGGGGUCCCGAUUUGGGCACCCCCCCCCCGGGCCGUGGGGAUUGUGACACUGAGGGACGGACGUGACACCAAGGGACAGACAUGAGGACUCUCGUGAGGCGGCUCACGGAGCUGUCGCUGCUCUCGGGAAUGGCUGCCUUCCUCCCUGGAGGGGAGCGCCGGGGGAGCCCCGCAUUCCCCAGGUGAGGGGGGCUCUGGGGGUCCCACCCCCUGCUCCUCCCGGGCUGUUGUACCACGUCGGUGCUCGCCAAUACAGAGACGAUUUGCA